This is a messenger RNA of Elephantulus edwardii (Cape elephant shrew), 1221 nucleotides long. RefSeq names its product G protein-coupled receptor 68 (gene GPR68). Bases 90 to 1211 code for a protein of 373 amino acids. NCBI's taxonomy places the organism in Eukaryota, Metazoa, Chordata, Mammalia, Macroscelidea, Macroscelididae. Gene Ontology annotation, molecular function: G protein-coupled receptor activity. Gene Ontology annotation, cellular component: membrane. The transcript has 2 exons. The record is from RefSeq and is a predicted model, not a curated record. Gene Ontology annotation, biological process: cellular response to pH; G protein-coupled receptor signaling pathway.
CACCGCCGGUGCUGUCCUGCCCCUUCCCACAGCUUGACCCACCUGACCAGCAUGGCGGUGCCCAGAGCAGCCGGUGGUGCCCCGCGCCCAUGAUGAGGGAGGCCCCGCCCCGCCUGAGGAUGGGCAACAUCACCGUGGAGAACUCCAGCUGUACCAUCGACCACACCAUCCACCAGACGCUGGCCCCGGUGGUCUACGUCGCGGUGCUGGUGCUGGGUUUCCCGGCCAACUGCCUGUCGCUGUACUUCGGCUACCUGCAGAUCAAGGCCCGCAACGAGCUGGGCGUGUACCUGUGCAACCUGACCGUGGCUGACCUCUUCUACAUCUGCUCGCUGCCUUUCUGGCUGCAGUAUGUGCUGCAGCAUGACGACUGGCCCCACAGCGACCUGUCCUGCCAGGUGUGCGGCGUCCUCCUGUACGAGAACAUCUACAUCAGCGUGGCCUUCCUCUGCUGCAUCUCCAUCGACCGCUACCUGGCCGUGGCCCACCCCUUCCGCUUCCACCAGUUCCGGACCCUGAAGGCGGCCGUGGCCGUGAGCGUGUUCAUCUGGGCCAAGGAGCUGCUCACCAGCAUCUUCUUCUUCCGCCACAAGCAGGUCAUCGUGGAUGAGGACCAGCACCGCGUCUGCUUCGAGCACUACCCCAUCCAGCCCUGGGAGCGUGCCAUCAACUACUACCGCUUCCUCGUGGGCUUCCUCUUCCCCAUCUGCCUGCUUCUCUUCUCCUACCAGGGCAUCCUGCGCGCCGUGCGUCGCAGCCACGGCACCCAGAAGAGCCGCAAGGACCAGAUCCAGCGGCUGGUGCUCAGCACCGUGGUCAUCUUCCUGGCCUGCUUCCUGCCCUACCACACGCUGCUGCUGGUGCGCAGCGUCUGGGAGUCCAGCUGCGACUUCGCCAAGCGCGUCUUCAACGUCUACCACUUCUCCCUCCUCCUCACCAGCUUGAACUGCGUCGCCGACCCCGUGCUCUACUGCUUCGUCAGCGAGACCACGCACCGGGACCUGGCCCGCCUCCGAGGGACCUGCCUGGCCUUCCUCACCUGCUCCAAGGCCAGCCGGGCGCGGGAGGCCUAUCCGCUGGGCGCCCCAGAGCUCUCCGGGAAGAGCGGGGCGCAGGGCGAGGAGCCAGAGUUGACUAAGCUCCAUCCAGCAGCUCCUGGCGGCGGCUCGGUGGUCAUGGCAGGAGGAUCCUCCACGGGUGGGCUGGCUUAGCCUGGGCCUC